Cicer arietinum (chickpea) is the source of this 1332-nucleotide messenger RNA. RefSeq names its product FAD synthetase 1, chloroplastic. Gene Ontology annotation, cellular component: chloroplast. NCBI's taxonomy places the organism in Eukaryota, Viridiplantae, Streptophyta, Magnoliopsida, Fabales, Fabaceae. Gene Ontology annotation, molecular function: FMN adenylyltransferase activity. The record is from RefSeq and is a predicted model, not a curated record. Gene Ontology annotation, biological process: FAD biosynthetic process; riboflavin biosynthetic process.
AUGUGAGUGAAGUAAGAGUAUUGUUGGUACAGGAAUAAAGUCGGGUUUUGAUGCGACCCGAGACGAUCCAUCAAGUGGAUCCGAAUAUCCCUUCACCUUGGCUUUGGCUUAAACCAAGAAGCGGAACAUGUUGAGAAGAUUUGAUGAUGCUGAACAAUGUUUGGUGUGAAUCGCAUUUCGCAUCAUUUUCGAGACUGUGAACACUUUGGUGGUUUUGUUGGCUUCAGAUUCAAUUUCAAUUCUCUUCACACUUUCCAUCUUUCAUUCCCACGCUCUCUCAAACCUUCUUUCGCUCCCUCAACUACCACUCUUCGUUCCAACAACUGUUUCUCUUCUACCCCUUCUAACUCUCCCCGUCAAAUUCCCCUCCUUUUUCAUUGUUUCAGUCAACAAGAAGAUGAACGUGAAAUUCUCUCUGACGGAAUAUCUGCAGUUGCAGGUGGAGUUGUAGCGUUGGGAAAGUUUGAUGCUCUGCACAUAGGUCAUCGAGAACUUGCAAUUCAAGCAUCAAGAGCUGGACCACCAUUUCUUUUAUCAUUUGUUGGCAUGGCAAAGGUAUUGGGUUGGGAAAAUAGAGCUCCCAUAGUUGCAAAGUGCGACCGAAAGCGCAUUCUUUCAUCUUGGGUUCCUUAUUGUGGUAACAUGGUCCCAGAAGAGUUUCAGAUUGAGUUUUCAUGCGUGCGACAUCUCAGUCCACAACAAUUUGUGGAAAAGUUAUCAAAAGAGCUUAAAGUGCGUGGAGUUGUUGCAGGUGAGAACUAUCGAUUUGGAUAUAAAGCAGCUGGUGAUGCAUUAGAGCUAGUAAAGCUGUGUGAAGAAUAUGGAAUGGAAGCUUACAUAAUAAAAUCUGUUAUGGACAAGAACCAAUUCUCUACAAAUAUAAAUUCCAGUGCUAGCUCGAAAGAGAGGGGACAGGUCUCGUCUACGCGUGUCCGUGAAGCCCUUGCUGUAGGAGAUAUGACGUAUGUCUCAGAGCUUUUGGGUAGACAGCACCGUCUCGUAUUAAUGGCCACGGACCGAGAAAGGUUCAGCUUUGGUCGGUACAAGGUGUCUGCUCCUAAAUCGUGUUUAUUGAAUCUAGCACCAAAGGAAGGUUUAUAUGAGAAGUGUUCACUUUUACUUGGUCAAGAAAAUGUUAUGCUAUGUAGGGUAAUUAUUGACAGCAAGUUUGUCCAUAUAGAACCCGAUUUCGGAGGUUCGAGUGAUAUUUUUGGUACUCACAAUUUGCAGUACUUGCAUAUUGAAUUUGGUGAUUCCAACCCUUGAUUCAGUUUAGAUAAUGUUUCUAAUUAAAUUCUUAGUCUACUUAAUAAUAGACGAUUCUUAUCUGUC